CACGUUGCAUGAAAGCCACUUGGCAGAGACUUGCAGAUACACAUGACACCGUUGCUCACCACCUUCAACAACAUAUUACAACACCGUGCUUCUAUGAUCCUCUCUAGUCGGAGGCUAUAGUUAUUGAGUUGAAUCUUCAUUAAAAGCUUUUCUCUUAGGUCAAUAUCACAAUACAAAGCUGUAGACAACACUACCAAGUUCAAGGAGAAAUGUCUGGUGUAUCUCUUGCUACAGUUCCAAGAAAUGAGCCUAGUGAUGCCACAAAUGACCCAAUGAAACCCCUGCCAGCGCGUCUCGACAAGCAGCAGCAGUCAAUGAUGGGAGGUGUAAUGGGAUCAUUGCGUGUAAUAGAACUUCAACUAGUUGCUUUCAUAAUGGUUUUCUCUGCUAGUGGCCUUGUCCCACUCUUUGAUUUAGUCUUCCCAGCCUUUGCCUCUGCUUAUCUUUUAGUACUCGCUCGAUUUGUCUUCCCUUCACAUGGGGGAACCAGAACUAGCCCCCAAGAGAUUUUUCAAGGAAGUAAACUAUUCAGGUUGUAUGUCGUUGUGGGAACCACUAUGGGGCUGUUUCUGCCGCUGGCAUAUGUGUUGGGUGGGUUCGCCAGGGGUGAUGAUCAUGCAGUUCGGUCAGCAACGCCGCACUUGUUUCUGCUCUCGUUUCAGAUACUUACCGAGAACAUAAUUAGUGGGCUGUCGUUGUUCUCUCCGCCAGUGAGAGCAUUAGUACCGAUGCUUUAUACCGUCCGGAGGAUCUUUGUUAUUCUCGACUGGAUCCAAGAUGUGUGGAUUAACAAGACUUUGCCAGCUAAUGCACAAUUCAAGGACAUUGCCUGGUUUUGGUUUGGAAGGAGUUUAGCAGCUGCCAACCUGUUAUAUUUCUCAAUCAAUCUUUUCGGGUUCUUGAUUCCGCGAUUCCUUCCUCGAGCAUUCGAGAAGUAUUUCCAGCAGAAAGAUGAAACUCAUUCAAAGAUGGCGGAGGACAAGCGUUCUUCUGCUGCUGCUAACAAAUCUCAACCAACAGAUAAGAAAGCUGAUUAGUUCCAUUUGGUGUUUAGCUCCUUUCACUUAAAUGAUCUCUGUGUUCAACAAGAACAAUGUUCUUUUGGUAUAGCGUGCAAGUACUUUUCCCCCUCGUAGCCUUUUGGAAAUCUGCAAUUUUGUGUUGAAGAUCUUGAUCCGGUGUGUUUAAUCAGUGCAUCCAUGCUAAAUGAUUUUGUUUUUA
Molecule: messenger RNA, 1221 nt
Organism: Ricinus communis (castor bean)
Lineage: Eukaryota; Viridiplantae; Streptophyta; Magnoliopsida; Malpighiales; Euphorbiaceae
Exons: 3
Coding region: 210-1037 (275 amino acids)
Source: RefSeq, a predicted model, not a curated record